UCUCACUUUCCGAGUAAGGCCGAGUCGCUUCACAAUCGACAGGAUCGGAAUAUCCGUCCCCGUACCGGUGGAAGGGCAAAGAUGGGGUUGUCAGCGAGUCAGAUACCUGAACCUCCCAAGAAGGACCUGCCCUUGUGGGAUGUGAAGCUGGGAGAACUGCCCAAGUGGGUCGCACGAAGAGACAUCUCACCCACGGGGGUGUACUUCGCUUUUAAAAGAGCUGAGCUGAAGUUCAACAACAAGUAUGUCCACGUGAAGCGAGGCGGCAUCGCACCAUACGCCAUGAUGCUGACUGGAUACUGCAUCAUGAGUUACAUCUGGUCCUACGAUCACAUCAAGCAUGAUAUGAUGAGAAAGCAUCACUAACUACAGAAGACCAUAGCAGUUGAAGUGAGAGAAACCUACACAUCCAACAUUGCCAGUCCGAGUCAUCUUCUGAUGUAGUCCCUUAUAUCUGAGAUUUCAGUUGUAACAUGUUCUUGUGUGAAAAGGGAUCAUUAAACUAAAUAUACAAUCCUUGUGA
Molecule: messenger RNA, 523 nt
Organism: Branchiostoma floridae (Florida lancelet)
Lineage: Eukaryota; Metazoa; Chordata; Leptocardii; Amphioxiformes; Branchiostomatidae
Product: ATP synthase subunit f, mitochondrial-like
Exons: 4
Coding region: 82-366 (94 amino acids)
Biological process (GO): proton motive force-driven mitochondrial ATP synthesis
Molecular function (GO): proton-transporting ATP synthase activity, rotational mechanism
Source: RefSeq, a predicted model, not a curated record